Molecule: messenger RNA, 429 nt
Organism: Anopheles marshallii
Lineage: Eukaryota; Metazoa; Arthropoda; Insecta; Diptera; Culicidae
Exons: 1
Coding region: 1-429 (142 amino acids)
Source: RefSeq, a predicted model, not a curated record
AUGGCCCUUGCCGAGAGCACCACCAAGACGGAAAUGACGCUGACGGAAACCUCGACGCCCGUCAUCUCGAAGGAGGUGAUCACCGAACGUACGGCGGACGGCGUGUCGGAGAAGAACAUUACCCAGUCCAAGAGCUACGGCUCGGCUAGCGAAAAGUCCAUGGUUGAAGAGUCGGCCAACUCCAUCACGAAGAAGCACGAAAAGUCCGAGUCGGCAUUCGCCUCGGAGCGCAGUGUAACGGAGUCGGUGUCGGACGGUGGUGCGCUUGCCUCUUCGCAGCUGUCCUCCUCGUCGCUGGUCAGUUCCGUCACGAGCAGUAAGGUGGUGUCGUCCUCGUUCAGCUCGUCCACCUCAUCGUCCAUCUCGUCUUCAAUCAAAUCCUCAUCGUUCGAUUCCAGUACCGCGAUCGAUGAGUUCUUCAAGAACUGA